Symbiodinium sp. CCMP2456 is the source of this 906-nucleotide messenger RNA. The record is from the annotation of a GenBank genome assembly. NCBI's taxonomy places the organism in Eukaryota, Dinophyceae, Suessiales, Symbiodiniaceae.
AUGAAAGCGAUUGCAACAGAUCUGCCAGGGCCUUUGGCCGGGCGGCUGGUUCUUUAUGCCAUCUGCUUCGUGGCUGGCGCGACCCAACCUAUCCUGCUUGUGUAUGUGGUGAAGCUUCUGUUCAAGACGAUCGUGGAGGUGGUUGGCUGGGCAGCCUGCGCCAUUACUGCCAUGGUUGCGCUGAUGCUGUCCACGGCGCCGAAGAGGACACCGAUGAAGCCACCGAUGAAGCUGGCCUACCCUUUGGCGGCCGGCUUUGGGUGGUUUGCAGCCUUUUUCGUCAGCAUCACGCCGCACAUUUGGAGUGCCAUCACGGUUCCAUGUGGGCUGGCCUACGUCUACUUUGUGAUUGCAGAGGAGGAGUCCGUUUCCUGGUGGUGGACCCGUGAAGAUGCAGUCCGCAUCCUGAGCUUCCUUGAGAAAGUGGCAGACUUUAAUGUUUUGCGUGCCGCUGUCGGCAGCACUGCCACCGUCUUGAUGGGUGGCUUCGCGCAGAUGUGGAUGGCUUCCAAGGUCUUGAAUGUCUUGGGGGAGGUGCUGCGAGGCGGUGCAACGCGCGGGCUCUGCACCCUGAGUGCACUGUCAGGAAUGGUCGCAGCUUGCUUCCUGCACACGUGGUGGCUCAACGCCGCCAGCCUGGCCCAGGCCUUCGAUCCCCCGACGGCCAUCGCCCUGAUCCUUGCCUUGGGCCACUGCCUGGUGAGCAAGCUCUUCGUGAACGGGACGAAGAUGGGCAAGACCAUCGUGACAGGGCACCUGCUAGCCAUGACGGGCCUGUUUUACGACUCCUACAGCAAGGGACAGAUGUCUGGUGCAUCGCUCUUUGCUUCGGUUUGUUUCUUCGCCAUCCUGGCCGCGUGCAAGGCCAUGGAGGAGCUUCGAGCACGGUGGAAGCCAGACUUCUAG